AUGAGCAUGGAACCAUCGUCAUGGGUGGUACCUUGCUACUCGGGCUGGUCCAUGGAAGAAGCAGCAGCUGCGUGGAGUAGUGAAGAUAGGAUUAGCUUCCAAACAUCCUUGCCUAGCCAUAGUGAUAGCGUGCAGCUGCAAGUGGUUGAGUAUGCAUCCCCAGCCACACCCACACAUGAUACCUGUAGUGAUGCGGACCAGGUGUUCGAGGAAGCAGCGCAAGUGUUCAAUGAUGACUACUUUCUCAUUAUGGGAAAGAAGAUGCACAGGUUCCCUCCAAGCCUGGUAGAUGUUGGCGAUCGGUACAGGGUGCCGGUGACUGUGGCCAUUGGCCCUUACCACCAUGGUCAAUCCGGCCUGAUGGAGGCGGAGCAGGUAAAGCAUGCGGCUGCCAACCAAUGCAUCAGGGACUCGAGCGGCUCACUCCAGGAGAUGUACACUAAGGUCUCCUCCGUCUCAGACGUCGCCCGCAAACUCUACCGCCACGAUGAUGUGGCGACAUUCGGCCACCGUGAGGACUUUGUGCCGAUGAUGUUCCUUGAUGCUUGCUUCUUGGUGCAGUUCAUGCUUAGUUAUGUGGACAGCUACGUCGUCAGCAUGGAUAUGGCACUGAACAGGUAUUUCUGCGCCAACUUCGAGCGCAUCUCCACCGACAUCAUGAUGCUUGAGAACCAGAUCCCGUGGGUGGUGGUUGAAGCCAUCUUCCACUUCAUGCAUCUAGCGCCCUCGCCCUGGCCUUGGGAGGACUUCGUCGCUGCGAUGAGAAGUGGCCUGAAAAACCGAAUUGAUCCUGGCGUCGACCAAGGCAUCGUCGUAGUUCCUACCUAUGAACCGCCGCAUCUCCUCGGCCUUGUCCGGUACUACAUCGUGGGGAACAACGACGACAUCAAAGUCGAUCGCCCCACUGCUCCGAGCGGAGACAAGCCCAUGUCGUUAUCCAUCAGCGUCGCCGAGCUUGCCGACGUCGGUAUCACACUCGUACCCGAGAAAGAAAAGUCAGGGUUAGUGCACAUGACCCUCCAAAAGAAAAGGUUAGUGGACACGGGCCUCGGCGGGAAAAAGUUUGGCUUCUUAUUCGGCGAUCUCCGCGUGCCACCCCUGUUCCCUGGCAUUGGCAAGAACAUGCGCCUCGGAAAGUGCUACAUCGACAUAAUGAUAGAUAUAGAGAACUUCAAGGACAGGAUGUCAUGGGGGCUCACAUCUUACCUCUUCCUUGACAAGCACUGGCCUAAAAUCGUGGCGGUGGCCACGAUCAUUGCUGCAGUUAUUGGCAUCUUGUCGUCGCUCCAAGCUCUCAAGCCACACUAA
Messenger RNA from Triticum aestivum (bread wheat), 1308 nucleotides. RefSeq names its product UPF0481 protein At3g47200-like. The record is from RefSeq and is a predicted model, not a curated record. Bases 1 to 1308 code for a protein of 435 amino acids. The transcript has a single exon. NCBI's taxonomy places the organism in Eukaryota, Viridiplantae, Streptophyta, Magnoliopsida, Poales, Poaceae.